Asparagus officinalis (garden asparagus) is the source of this 1672-nucleotide messenger RNA. RefSeq names its product serine/threonine-protein phosphatase 7 long form homolog. The coding region runs from base 38 to 1672 and encodes 544 amino acids. The record is from RefSeq and is a predicted model, not a curated record. Gene Ontology annotation, biological process: meristem maintenance; meristem development. The transcript is spliced from 5 exons. Lineage: Eukaryota; Viridiplantae; Streptophyta; Magnoliopsida; Asparagales; Asparagaceae.
UAUAUAUGCUCAUAUUUUAAUCACAGGUCUAUUCAUUAUGGAUCCGGGACCGGAGAAUCCCGACGUUUUGUACCUUCAGGCGAGUCAUUGUUCAGACCAUAUUGGUUCGGGAGAGCCCGUACCAGAGUACACGAUGAUCGAGCAUUCCCAUAGUCAUUCGGCAUGGGUCAUAGAGGAUGAGAGGGUACUAGCUUUGAUCGCUCAGGCCGGUUUUCGACCGUGUUCGACGAUUCGUUAUAUCAGGCUUGAUUGGCCGCUUAUCACUGCUUUGAUUGAGAGGUGGAGGCCAGAGACCAACACCUUUCACAUGCAUAUAGGGGAGUGCACGAUCACUUUACAGGACGUGGCCGUCAUACUUGGGCUCCGGAUUGAUGGACCGGUAGUUACGGGCACCGACGAUCAUAGUUGGCCGGAGGUAUGUGCCCGGCUACUUGGACAGGUUCCCGACUUGAGGAGUGGUGCGAUGAAGCUAUCGUGGCUUCGUCAGACAUUUCAGGGCGACAUACCAGAGGAUGCCUCUGAUGAGACGCUCCAGUUUCAUGCUCGUGCAUACAUAUUGCACAUGAUAGGGUGCGUACUAUUUCCUGAUGCGAGCAAGACUCUCGUACAUGCACGAUGGCUGCCACUGCUGGAGGAUUUUGGUGUAUGCGGGGCACUAUCGUGGGGCAGUGCGGUGUUGGCAUAUUUGUAUCGAGAAUUGAGUAGAGUAUCUCUGAUGCAGAAUAAAGAAUUCAAGGGAUGCUGUACGUUGAUACAGAUUUGGUCAUGGGAGCGCAUUCAUAUUGGACGACCCACUUUACUUAUGCACCGUGACUUAGAGGGGCAGUAUCCGUUGGCAUACAGGUAUAACGUGCGAUACGCUCAGUACAAAUCAGCGACGCGUCACCGUCAGUUUUACCGAAAUGAGCUUGAUGGCCUCCAGCAUGAACAGUUCAAGUGGAGACCCUAUACACCGCCGGAGCUCGAUAUACAUUCUCUUGCACCUAUCUGCCGAGAUAGUCCCGACUUGUGGAGAGCCAGAGUUCCAUUGAUCUGUUGGGAGAUCGUAGAGAUGCAUGUACCGGACCGUGUGCUACGGCAGUUUACACUCUCUCAGCAUAUUCCAGAUCCUGUCGAGCAGAUCAAUCGUCGGCGGCGCCCUACAUCGCACCGGACUGACUGGGCCGUAGUCCGUGCGGACUACAUAGGCAGGUGGGUUCAGAGGUGGGAUUGCAUACAGGAUACGAGGCCCACAGCUGUUGACUAUACCACGUAUAUGCGUUGGUAUUGGGGUAUCACACGUAGAUGGAUCACGCGUGACCCACAGCCUUUAGCUGGACACAUGCCACGCCCACCGACAGAUAGUUACAUCCCUAGUGGGAUGAACGAGAGAGAUUACGUCCGUGUUUUAGAUAGCAUUGAUGCUGAUAUUGAUGCGCACGUGACUGAGAUUCAGGAUCAGGUGGCGUUAGGUCUCCUCAGCAGGAUCAAGAAGAGCAUAGCGCAGGUGUUCCAUAAGACUCACGUCGACGAGUUCGCAGGCCGUGAGGACAGGUCUCGCUCAUUUGGACGGGCGUACGCUCGACGUCGACGGCCGCGUGAUGAUGACGCCGGCACUUCGCAUGCCGAUGGAGCCGGCACUUCGCAGCUUCAUACACAGUCGGAUACUCAGAUAGUUGAGGCUCAUCAGUAG